AUGGCAUUUCCUGGAGCAACAUACCAUGCCGACUCUGAUGCAGACGACGAGUAUGAGAGAAGUGUCAUGACUUCACCAACGCAGUUACAUACCGACUCGGAAACCUCCUCAGAACCUCAAUCCAAUGAACAUACCCCCACCACCUUCGACAAUGCCGGCGAGGAUCCCAAUCUGCCACGGACUAUAAUAACAGAAUGGAGCCCAGAAGAGUGUGCACAGUUUGUGUCGAGUUUAAAUCUAAGGCAGUACUGUCAGGCUUUCAUAGAGCAUGGCAUCGAGGGUGAAGCGCUUGUGGCACUCAAGCAUGAUGAACUAAAAGAGAUGGGCAUUGCCAGUGUUGGCCAUAGGUUGACCAUCCUGAAGAAUGUCUAUGACAUGAAAGUCAAUCAGGACAUUCCAAUCGAGCCUGAUGACUAUGUCCCACCAACCGCUGAACGAAAUCCGCAGCAUGAAAUGGCCACAAAAGAAGACAUUGCCAGAAUCGCGCGAUCUAUAAUUCGAUUACGAGAUGAACGAAUCGCACAGACCGAAGCCCAGCUCACAAGGCUAGCGGACGACUACCGCAAACUACGUCAGGAACUCCUCCCAGUUUUCAAGAUGGCGAAAGAGCGAUCAGAACCUCUGCCCUAUGCCCCAUACCAGAACAAUUCCAUCAACCCUGAAAUAUACCAGCAAGACCUCAGCUCCCCAGUUAUAACGACACAUCCAAUGCCAGAGAAAACGAGCCUAACUCGAACAUUCUCCAAGAAGUUGGGUUUAAGUUCCACACCCAAGAACAAUUCUCCAACAUAUAUACCUAGUACAAUACAUGAGGGUAGGACUCUCACAGAGAACUCCGCUCUAGAUCCGUCAGCUGCGGCAAGUCUGGCAUCAAACACGCUAACUGCAUCGAUGUCAGGUGGCAUGUUAUCCCAGCCGUCACCCAUUGCUCCUUCGCCGACCUCUCCAUUGCCUCAUCAUCAACCACUUGCUCCCCGAUCAUAUCAGAGGGAUGGGGGCAGCGCUGGGUCAAGGUACGAUGGGUCCGAUGAGCCGUCAUCUCGGAUGAAGGAGGUUACCCUCGAUCGUGAACCCCCCACCUCAGCAAAAUCAGUCUCAGCAAAGCUCAACCCGACCAAUUCGUCGAUUUCAAAUGCUUCCACAUUAAUCCCAUCACGAGAAAUGUCUGCCUCCGUUCCGCCGAAUCUGCCAUCCAGUGCCGCAGGCGGCCAUACUCCGGGUGAAGCGCCAUCCGUUGAAAUCUUCAAAUCUUUUCGGGUAGGCCUCGAAGACCCUUGUUACAAGGUCCUUCCCGCCGCGCUCCGCAAGUACAAUAUUCAGGCGGAUUGGCGACAGUAUGCAUUGUAUAUUGUAUAUGGUGACCAGGAACGAUGUGUUGGCUUGGAGGAGAAGCCACUGGCACUGUUCAAAGACCUGGACCGGGAAGGCAAGAAACCUAUGUUCAUGCUCCGAAAACUCGCCAACCCAAUAGUUGACGUGCCUCAGUCGGGUGGAGGCAUGAAACCACUGGGGCUGGGAAACAAUGGGAGCAGUGGGGUGGGCAUCCCAAGUGCAUCAAAUGGACGAGCCGUGCCUCAGCAGACUCUGCCGGGGGGAGUGCUAUAA
This is a messenger RNA of Exophiala aquamarina CBS 119918, 1605 nucleotides long. RefSeq lists its product as uncharacterized. Gene Ontology annotation, molecular function: protein binding. The transcript is spliced from 3 exons. The coding region runs from base 1 to 1605 and encodes 534 amino acids. The record is from RefSeq and is a predicted model, not a curated record. Gene Ontology annotation, biological process: signal transduction. NCBI's taxonomy places the organism in Eukaryota, Fungi, Ascomycota, Eurotiomycetes, Chaetothyriales, Herpotrichiellaceae.